Molecule: messenger RNA, 759 nt
Organism: Lottia gigantea (owl limpet)
Lineage: Eukaryota; Metazoa; Mollusca; Gastropoda; Lottiidae
Exons: 4
Biological process (GO): estrogen metabolic process; androgen metabolic process; fatty acid metabolic process
Cellular component (GO): mitochondrion
Molecular function (GO): estradiol 17-beta-dehydrogenase [NAD(P)+] activity
Source: RefSeq, a predicted model, not a curated record
CAGGGCCUGGUUGGUUUAGUAACAGGCGGUGCAUCAGGAUUAGGAAAAGCAACAGCAGAAAGAUUUGUUAAACAAGGUGCUAAGGUAGUUUUAUGUGAUUUGGAAUCCUCUGAAGGAAAACAAGUUGCCAGUGGUUUAGGAGAUGACUGUGUAUUUGCUGCAACAGAUGUGACCUCAGAAAAUGAUGUGGUAAAUGCUUUAGAAAUAGCUAAAUCAAAAUUUGGUGGACUAGAUACAGUGGUCAACUGUGCUGGUAUUGGAAUAGCUAAAACAGUAUACGACUUUAAGAGAAAUAAGCCACAUAGUUUAGAAGACUUUAAAAGAAUAUUAGAGGUAAAUGUUGGAGGUACAUUCAAUGUAACAAGACUUGCUGUUGGGUUGAUUAACGCCAACGAACCAAAUUCCAAUGGCCAAAAAGGAGUAAUAAUUAAUACUGCCAGUGUGGCAGCUUUUGAUGGACAAAGAGGUCAAGCUGCAUAUGCUGCUAGCAAAGGAGCAAUUACUUCCAUGGCUUUACCAUUAGCGAGAGAUUUAGGACGUCAGGGAAUUCGUGUCAUGACUAUAGCUCCUGGUUUAUUCAAGACUCCUCUUUUAGAAUCCUUGCCAGAGGCAGCCAUCCAACAACUUUGUUCCUAUAUACCAUUUCCUUCUAGACUGGGACAUCCAGAUGAAUAUGCUCAUUUAGUACAGACUAUUAUAGAAAAUCCAAUGUUAAAUGGAGAGGUCAUACGAUUAGAUGGAGCUUUGAGAAUGCAGUAA